This is a messenger RNA of Zymoseptoria tritici IPO323, 2042 nucleotides long. RefSeq lists its product as uncharacterized. NCBI's taxonomy places the organism in Eukaryota, Fungi, Ascomycota, Dothideomycetes, Mycosphaerellales, Mycosphaerellaceae. The transcript has a single exon. The record is from RefSeq and is a predicted model, not a curated record. Bases 144 to 2042 code for a protein of 632 amino acids.
ACCACAUUCUCCACUCUCCGUGUCUCCGACCGACUGAACGUAAUGCGCCGGUUAUAGGAGCCGCUUCCAGACGACCAACUGUGUUGUCUCUGGCCCUACAUCCCACCAUAUGCCCCACCCCCUGCGACGCUGCGUAGUUGGCGAUGAGCGCCAGCAAUGUCCGCACGAGCUCCGCCCAUGCCUCCUCCUCGAGUUUGCGACCGCGAGGCAAACGUCUGAUAUCCGGUCUGGACGAGGGCGACGAGACCAGCUUCGAUCCCGACCACUCCAACCUGACACGUAUCGCAUCACCCCUACCUUCUCCAUAUGGCAGUCGACCUGCCUCACCCAUACCUUCAGCACAUCCGCAAAGAUCAGGGACAGGAACACCGCGGCAAUAUGGCUUGGGUUCGACGAGAUCACCGGUCAAGAGAGGAGUGGCAGGCAGUCAGAGGACAACACGGGAUAGUUCACCUUCACUAGCAGGACUAUGGGGGAGUUCAUGGAGCACACUUCAAGGCCUAGCUUCGGAUUUGUUGGGGAGCGAUCUUGCUGCAACCGAUACGACAAAUCGACACCGAUCGAGGCGAACGCAAGGAAAGCUGCACAGCGUGAGAUCACAGUCCACCAACCCUCAGUCGAGUUCAUGGGGACCCUCCGCACCCACAUCCCACCCGCAAUCGAGCAGCAUCGGCUCCGGCACCCGCGAAGAGCAAGCAGCGGCAUUGCGAGCGCAAAAGAGGAUGGACAUGUUGACAAGGCAAGAAAGCAGUUAUGCCACGACUGAUGCAAUGGGAAAGUUCAAACGCCGGCUUUCAGACGAUCGCAAUUCAGUUUCAGCACCGCCGGGAGGAGAGGAGGAUCGAGAAGCGCUGGUUUAUGUGCACCAUGUGACGAAGAACGAUACUCUGGCAGGCAUCACGAUACGGUAUAACAUCUCUGCGAACGCUUUGCGGAAAGCGAAUCGCAUGUGGCCGAAUGAUACAGUGCAAACGCGGCAGAUAUUGAUAUUACCCGUGGACGCGUGUGGUGUGAAGGGCAAGCCGACGUCAGAUGGGUUGGAUCUGCUGGGUGCAGAGAGCGAGAGCUUGUCGAGCAUGCAGGCGGAGGAGGUCCCCACACCCACACAGGCACAGCCUAAUCCUGGCCUGCUCACUACCGGACGAGAUCGUUCUCAAUCAACUUCCACUCACUCUCACGCCGGGUCAAGUGUCGAUACCGAAGCGAAUUGGCAUCACGACUCGUGGGUGCUCCUCCCAGGCAACACCAAACCCACCGAAAUCGCCCGUCUACCACGUCGAGCGUUAGGAUACUUCCCUCCCGCACGCCGGAAAAGUAACGCCUGGUCCGAUGCUGAGACACCAUCCACAUCUCUCGAUCUCAACCGCAAUACAUCCGAUGCAGGUCAUCCGCCACCCUCCCCUUCACGGCAGAACCGACCUCCCCACACCCGGCGCCCCUCCAACGCGAACAACGGCUACUUCCCGUCCUACCUUUCCGGACCCGGCGGCGUCGGCACAAUGUCCCAAUCCGUUCGAUGCCCAGGUCCAGCACAAGACUCGCUGAACAAAAUCUUCGCGAAACAUCUCCCCGACGUUGCUCCGCCUCGCAAUCAGCAAUCUCUCUACCAUCCGGAAGUUCCGCUCUAUACCGACGAGCCUACUCCUCUGACGUCCGGGUCACAUACACCUGCAUAUCCGCACGGCGGAGGUGGUACAGGUGGUAUGCACAUGAAUCUUGAAAAUGUCGGCGGCGCGAUUGAAUCCUGGGUGAGGCGAUUAGCAACAAAGAGCGUCACGACGCCUUCGGCAGAGAGAAGGGCAGCGAGAGCGAGUGUAGGCACGCCUGGAAAGGGAGCGGGUGGAGUGGGAGAUCUGAUUGAGAUGACGGACGAGUUUGAGAUUGGAGGAGAGGACGACGAUCUAGAUGAGCUGGGAAGGGGAAGGCAGGGGAGCGUUGGCGUGGAUGGUCAGGCUGGAGGAGGAAGCUCAGGGGCGAGUUAUUUUGACGGAGCGACGGCGGUCAGUCGAGGGAGGGGUGGCAAGAGUGGGAAGGCGGAUUGA